Acanthosepion pharaonis is the source of this 549-nucleotide messenger RNA. The record is from the annotation of a GenBank genome assembly. NCBI's taxonomy places the organism in Eukaryota, Metazoa, Mollusca, Cephalopoda, Sepiida, Sepiidae.
AUGUAUACAUCUAUUUCAGUCUGUGAAUUAUCUAUCUAUCUAUCUAUCUAUCUAUCUAUCUAUCAUCUAUCUAUCUAUUUCAUUCUGCACAUUAUCUAUCUGUCUAUCUAUCUCGGCUUAUUCAUAUCUAUCUAUGUAUGUAUCUAUGUCAAUCUGGGCAUUAUCUAUCUAUCUAUCUAUCUUUUAUAUUCUGUAAAUUAUCUAUUUCAUUCUCCAACUGUUCAUAUUUAUCUAUGUAUAUAUCUAUUUCAAUGUGAAUUAUCUAUCUAUCUAUCUAUCUAUCUAUCUAUCUAUCUAUUUCAUUCUGCACAUUAUCUAUCUGUCGAGGCUUAUUCAUAUUUAUCUAUGUAUAUAUCUACGUCAGUCUGUGGAUUAUCUAUUUAUCUAUCUAUCUAUCUAUCUAUUUCAUUCUGCACAUUAUCUAUCUAUCUCGGCUUAUUCAUAUCUAUCUAUGUAUAUAUCUUUGUCAAUCUGGGCAUUAUCUAUCUAUCUAUCUAUCUAUCUAUCUAUCUAUCUAUCUAUCUAUCUAUCUAUCUAUCUAUCUUUUGA